Messenger RNA from Oikopleura dioica, 567 nucleotides. NCBI's taxonomy places the organism in Eukaryota, Metazoa, Chordata, Appendicularia, Copelata, Oikopleuridae. The record is from the annotation of a GenBank genome assembly.
AUGAUUGUAUUCAUUUUUUGUUGGUUUGUCUAUCAAGCAGAUGCUGCGACAAGAGAAUGUUUACAUAAAAAUGAUUGUUUGAUCAACGGUAAUCUUGAAUGCAGAGAUGGAAAAUGUGCUUGUGUUCGUGGUGUUUGCGAGUUUAGAGAAUGCUUAAGAAAUCAACACUGUGCUGAACUUUACAAAGAAGGAGGACCCUACCGUUGCGUUGAGAACAAAUGCAUGCCGGUUGAAUGCACAAAGAAUAAUCAUUGUUAUACUUGCAAAUACGAUCGCCCUCAUAUGUGCGACAAAUGGUCAAAUAUCUGCGUUGAAGUCAAAUGCGCUCAGCAUCGUGAUUGCGGUGAGAAAGGACGCUGUAUAAGGUCAACGUCUUGGAGCCCAAUCAGCCUUCCUUUCUGCGAGUAUGUUGAAUGCGAUAGAAACAGGCACUGCGAUGCAAAUCAAAUCUGCAAAAAGAACAAGUGUCAUACAGUUGAAUGUUUAAGUAAUGUCUACUGUGCCUUUGAUGAAAUUUGUGAAAACAACAAAUGUGUUCCUUCACCUUUAGUGAAUACGAAAGAAUAA